AUGGCAAAAAGACAAAACACUAUGAUGAAUAAUUUUUUUAUAAAAAAGCCUAAAUUAAAUUUAUUGGAAAAUGAAGUCGAAGACACACCACAUACAUCAAGUUUAUGUCCAGAGUUGAACAAUGAAACAUCUACCUCAAACGUUAAUAUUUAUGAUAUUGGGAAAUAUUUGAAUCAAACUUUUAAUUGGUUUAAACGAUUUUCUUGGCUUGCUUACACAACAAUAGGCGAACAAGGAGCAAUGUGCACGUUUUGUGUUUUAUUUGCCAGGGAUUUCGGAGGAAAGGGAAAUCAUCAACAAUUAGGAAUCUUAGUUAAUAAGCCAUUUAAUAAUUGGAAAAAAGCUAUUGAAACUUUAUCCCAUCAUAGCACAACACAGUUUCAUAAAAAUAGUGUAAUAUUUGAGUUAGCACUUCGAGGGCGAAAUGAUUCGGGUCCUCUUGAUUUAAAUGAACCUGAUCAUAAUGAUGGUAAUUUUAGAGCACUGUUGCGUAUGCGAAUUUCAUGCGGAGACAAACAAUUAAUUAAUCAUAUUGAAAAUCAGUCUUUAAACGCUAUGUACAUAAGUCCUAGUAUACAAAAUAAUUUUAUUAAGAUUUGUGGGAAAAUAAUUCAAGAUAAUUUAGUUUGUAAAAUUAAUGCAGCGAAGUCGUUUUCGGUUCUCGUUGACGAAACUACCGACAUAUCACGCAUAGAACAAUUGACUCUUUGUAUUAGAUAUAUAGAUUCAGUAGAGACAACUGAUACUAUUAAUUAUGUUUUACGUGAAGACUUUUUACAAUUUGUACCGGUUCACAGCACUACUGGUCAAAACCUAGCCUCUGUAAUAAUAAAUUCAUUACAAGCACUUGGAAUUAACGAUAAAUAUAUGGUCGGUCAGGGUUAUGAUGGCGCUGCGUCCAUGAGUGGAAAUCUUAAAGGCGUCCAAACUAUUAUAAGGGAAAGUCAUCCAGCAGCACUUUACGUGCAUUGUAGUGCGCACUCUUUAAAUUUAGCGCUAGCUCAUUCGUGCAAUGUUCAAUACGUCAGAAAUUGUAUUGGUACAAUAAAAUCUAUUGGAAAUUUCAUUAAAAGUUCGGCUAUGCGGACAAAUAUAUUAAAAACUAAAAUAAAAAACAUUUUACCUAAUACCAAGUGGACUAAACUGACAUCAAUGUGUGACACUCGUUGGGUUGAAAACCACAACGGAAUUCAAAGAUUUGUUGAAAUUUUUCAACCCAUUGUUGAAACUUUGGAAGAAUUACAAUUAGUUCAAGACAUCAAUACGUCAUCAAAAUCAAUUCAAUUUUAUCGAGCAAUAGUUACUAGUGAAUUUAUAUUAAGUAUGGUUACAUCAAAUACUCUGUUUUCAAUGACACUUCCACUGUGUAAAAGUUUACAAUCAGUUAGUUGUGACUUAGUAGAAGCUGUACAACAUAUCGAGACAAUACUAAACGAAUUAACUCAUUUACGUGAAAAUAUUGAUCAUACGUUUAAUGACAUUUUUGAACAAUCUGAACUUCUUUUAAAAUCUAUUGACGGAGAAGAAAAUAUUAGAAUUCCCAGAAUAGUAGCUCGUCAACAAAAUCGUGUGAAUAUUGUUACUAAUUGUCCGAAAACAUAUUUUCGUAUAGCUAUUGCAAUACCAUUUUUUGAUGAUUUUAUAAGACAAUUAAAAGAACGCUUCACUAACCAUAAAAAAAUAAUAUCUUCGCUGUGCUUUUUACUUCCCAAUAAAUGUACUAAUUCCGAAUUAGAAGCAAGUGAUUUCGAAUUAUACUCAGAGUUUUUAGAUUUGGAUGCACUUUCGAACGAGUUAAGACUUUGGAAAAGAAAAUGGUGUGAUAAACCAAUAUUAGAACGAUCUCCUGAAAUACUUGAAGCAUAUUCAAAUUGUAACAAAAAUUUUUUCCCAAAUAUUUCAUUUUUAUUAAAAGUUUUGGCAACUUUACCAGUAACUACGGCGACACCGGAAAGAACUUUUUCGACGCUGAAAAGAAUAAAAAAUUACCUAAGGAAUGCAACUGGAGAAGACCGAUUGACUGGCCUAGCAUUACUCAGUGUACAUAGGAAUAUCGUUGUAGAUCCAGAAGAAUUUUCAAAUCUCAAAUAG
This is a messenger RNA of Metopolophium dirhodum (rose-grain aphid), 2091 nucleotides long. Its product is annotated as 52 kDa repressor of the inhibitor of the protein kinase-like. The transcript is spliced from 4 exons. The record is from RefSeq and is a predicted model, not a curated record. Gene Ontology annotation, molecular function: protein dimerization activity. The coding region runs from base 1 to 2091 and encodes 696 amino acids. NCBI's taxonomy places the organism in Eukaryota, Metazoa, Arthropoda, Insecta, Hemiptera, Aphididae.